CUUCCCAUGUCGCAUUCCUAUCUCUCCUCCCCCAGAUCCCGAGUCCCCCCACGCCUCCGAACUGCAACUCAAUCGAACCAUUGCGGUCCAACAUGAGCACCAUUGAAGUUGGGAGGACCACACGCGCAAACGAACAGCCGGACCAGGGGCUCUUCCAGUGCGGGUCUUGCAAGCGCAACUACAAUCGACUGGACCAUCUGGCCCGCCACGUUCGCUCUCAUACCAACUUCAAGCCGCAUCGCUGCUCUGUCUGCGGCAAGUCAUUCUCGCGGACAGACCUGCUCAAGAGGCACGUCGCUGCCCACGAUGUGCGGAACGCAAAAGUUAACAAUUUGAUCCGCGGUGCCGGCGAAGACAUUCCCAGCCGAGUCUCGAAAGCCUGCCGGGCUUGUGCCGCGAACCACGUCCGGUGUUCCGAGGCGAAGCCAUGCCGUCGGUGUGCCGAGAAGGGGCUCGAGUGCGUCUACGCACGAAUCGACGAUUCUGCGACGCCCGAACCCACCGAUGGCUCCCGAGCAAACCAUCUCAUGCUGACUCCGUCGUCCAUGCCAUCCAGCCUCGACGUUCACUUGGCAGCAGAGCAGGUGGCAGAGACCAUGUCCGGAAUGGACACCCGCAGCCGAGUACCAGGGCCACCGCAUGCUUCACCUCCUCUGCCAGGACUUUCACCCAUACAGAGCUCCCUCCCACAAGUGAUCCACACUGAGGCUGCCGGUGCUUCUUCGCCCGCUCCUCUUGCUCAUCAGGCGGCCUUUGACGAUGACUUUCUGGGCGCUCAUCCCGAGCUUCCUACGGGGUGCUGCACCCCAACCUUUGCCCAAUGGAAUUUUCUCCCCGGGCUGUGGUCGGCCGCCGGCGGUGAUAUCGGAGUCAGUCAGCCGUUUCCAGGCAUUGAGUUGGAUGACCUCGAUCUCCGCUUUCUCGACACGUACAACGCCAGCAUUCCGUUCGAACUGGGAGGGCCCGUCACACUACAGCACUCACAGCCAACUACUUCCAUGGGCGGCCCAGCAUCGUCUCAUCCGGCGUCAGGAGCCUCCGAGGCUUUCCGUAACUACCACUGGCGCUUUCGGCCGAAUCCAAAAGAUCAUGGCGCUGCCGAGGAACACAACCUCUCACUCCCUUCGGAUGGCCGCGAUCACCCGUCACCAGCCUCCAACAUCUCGUCAGCCCGACGCGCCACGUCCGUCCGUCUCGCAUCCGCAGCUCGUGAUAACAUCCUGACCAUUGUCGUCAAGUCUUGUCGACCUGACAAUCUUGUCAAAGCAGUCGCCUCCUUCCCGAGCGUCGAGCUGCUUGACACACUGAUCCAAUUCUAUCUUACCUCUCCCCACGCGCGGGCGGACACGUUCAUCCACGCGGCCUCCUUUGACCCCAACGAGAAGAAGCCAGAGCUCUUACUAGCCAUGGCGGCUGCUGGCGCCGUGUUGACUGCGGACCCGACGCUCACCAAGCUGGGGUACGCAAUGCAGGAGUGCGUCCGCAGGGCCAUACCCACGCUCUGGGAAAGCGACAACACGCUCGUCCGGAAUCUUGAGCUCACCCAGGCGUUCCUGAUCAAUCUCGAAACGGGGCUCUGGAGCGGGCUCAGUCGCAAGGUUGAGAUCACCGAGAGCUUUCUGCAGUCCCCGAUGACCAUGAUGCGGCGAGGAGGCAAAUUCCGAAAAUCCAGCUACCCUGCUACCAUCCUCGACGCCAACGACCAGGACACAUCCGACGAGACGGCAUGGCGAACCUGGAUCCAGCAGGAGUCGUUCAAACGGACCGCCUUUCGCCUCGUCCAGCACGACCUCAACUCGUCCAUGUAUCUUAUGGUGAACCCGCUCGUCUCGUAUGCCGAGCUCUCCCUCCCGCUACCCUGCGCGCCCGCACUCUGGACCGCCACCUCCGCCGGGCAGUGGAAGUCCCAUCUGGUACAGCACACCUCCCUCGCCCACCAGCCCCCCUCCGUGUCCGACUAUCUCGACGACCCAACCUUCUUCAAGCCCCACACCGCUACCCUAGACCGAGCUAUCGCAAACGAAGCUUUCCUCGCCUGCGCCUGGUCGCUAGCAUGGGAAUGCAUCCAGCUGACCUCGCUCCAACGCAGUCCCACCGGCGCCAAACCCUCAUCGAGCACACCGCCGCGAAGAUGGAACCCCUUCCUCUUGACCUCCCGCCGCGAGGAACUCCUUAAAUUCCUCAAGCACCUCCGUCUUAGCCUCGCCGCCGACGACACCACCAUCAACACCACCACCACCCCCUCAACCUCUCCCAACAUACCCAACGCCCCCGACUCAGAAGCCCACAGCACAACCGUAACCCGCAUGCGCCUGGAGCUCAUCCUCUUACACUUACACACCCCCUUCGAAGAAGUCCAGACCCUCGCAGGCAUCGAAGGGCCGGACCAGGCUCGCGCCGCGUACCCGGCCGUGCUGGACUGGGCGACGCGCACCGAGCAGGCGCGGAGAGCAAUCUGCCACGCCGGCCAGGUCCUCCGGUUCGCAAGGGCGGUGGGCAGGGGUAUGUUGCUCGGUCCCGGGGCGGUGGGGAUGUAUCAGGCUAGUUUGGUGCUGUGGGUGUAUGCGUUGCUCGCUGGGCAUCACAAGAAAGGCGGAGAAGAUGUUCGGGUUGGGGAUGGUGGUGAUAGGUUGUGGUUGGACGGGGAGGAUGAGAUAGGGAGGCGGCGGUUUACGCAUUUUGAAUUCGGCGUGCCGUUUCUCAAAGGGGGAGGAGGAGGAGGCAGGGCGGGAGAGGAGGGAGGUGGGGAGGAGGUGUCGCUGGGGGAUCCGGAGGGGGUGCUUGGGGUGGUGAUUGGGAUUGUGAGGGGGAACUAUGAGGGCUUGCCCAAGCCGCAUCUGGUGGAGAGGCUGUUGCAGCUUAUGGAGGCGCUGCAGAGGUCGUCGGCCGGCAUGAUGGACUUUCAUGGGCAGCUGGGGAGGCAGUAAGGAGUUGCUGAGCGCGCAAUCCUAUUCUCAAGACAGAUAGUACCACAUACAUCCAGGCGCGUCAAGUACCCAGCUUGGCUUAAGCCUUUUACUGUUCCGUUUACCUCCGCAAGCCGAGGGUGAUAGAUCAUGCCUCGGGUGCUAUCUCCUUUGAACUCGCAG
Molecule: messenger RNA, 3089 nt
Organism: Parathielavia appendiculata
Lineage: Eukaryota; Fungi; Ascomycota; Sordariomycetes; Sordariales; Chaetomiaceae
Exons: 4
Coding region: 93-2927 (944 amino acids)
Biological process (GO): regulation of DNA-templated transcription; DNA-templated transcription
Molecular function (GO): DNA-binding transcription factor activity, RNA polymerase II-specific; zinc ion binding; DNA binding
Source: RefSeq, a predicted model, not a curated record